This is a messenger RNA of Gadus chalcogrammus (walleye pollock), 4414 nucleotides long. Its product is annotated as activated CDC42 kinase 1-like. The transcript has 17 exons. The record is from RefSeq and is a predicted model, not a curated record. Gene Ontology annotation, molecular function: protein binding; ATP binding; protein serine/threonine/tyrosine kinase activity. Gene Ontology annotation, cellular component: extrinsic component of cytoplasmic side of plasma membrane. The coding region runs from base 437 to 4120 and encodes 1227 amino acids. Gene Ontology annotation, biological process: negative regulation of epidermal growth factor receptor signaling pathway; signal transduction; regulation of keratinocyte differentiation. Lineage: Eukaryota; Metazoa; Chordata; Actinopteri; Gadiformes; Gadidae.
CAAACACACGUAGCAGACAAGCACAUUCCUAACACACACAUACGCAUAUUGGCUUCAACACUGACACGCUGAGAACACACGUCACCCCUGACCUCUGAACCCUUUAUCCUGCCCCUCCCACUUCGGGGCUCCUGCCCUUUCGGUUCUGUCUUGGCCUUGGAGGAGGAGGAGAAGGAGGAGGAGGAGUUGGGCCGUUCUCUCCUCCCCUCUCCAGUGUGCUGAGAGACUGGGGAUCACCAGAGGAUUCCUCCAAGGAUGGACGGUAGGGGUCUGCCUCAAGGAGCAGAGCCAGUCGUUCUUGCGUCCUUCCAGAUCAGGGUCUUGGAGGAGGUUGUCUGUUUAUAGACACCGGUUGAAGUGUGGGACCUGCACACACACACACACACACACACACACACACAACGUCCUUCACUAGAUCGAUCCUCACAACCUCAAGAUGCGGCGAUUUGACAAGCUUAAAAAGUCUUUCCUGGCACACUUCCACAUCUACAGAAAGCUGGGCGGCAGCAUGCAGUGCGAGGAAGGCUCUGAUUGGCUGCUGGAGCUGCUGAUGGAGGUCCAGCUGCAGCAGUACUUCCUGCGUGUGCGUGACGACCUCAACGUUACGCGGCUCUCGCAUUUCGACUACGUGAAGAACGAGGACCUGGAGAAGAUCGGGAUGGGGCGGCCCGGACAGAGGCGUCUGUGGGAAGCCGUGAAGCGCAGGAAAGCCAUGUGCAAGCGCAGGUCCUGGAUGAGCAAGGUGUUCAGUGUGAAGCGGCUGGACGGUGGAGACUUCCCACACUGGGGCCAGCCGGCCUCCUCCUUCCGGAAGCUUCCCCCCCCCGGGGAGGGGGUGCUACCCCUGCUGGGUGGUCCGGUGGGCGGGGGGUCGGGGCAGCAGCCGGUCCUGAGCUGCCUGAUCUCGGACCAGGACCUGACGCUGUACGAGAAGCUGGGCGACGGCUCCUUUGGCGUGGUGAAGAGGGCAGAGUGGCGCACGCCCGCUGGCAAGCUGAGCGUGGCGGUGAAGUGUCUGAAGACGGAUGCGCUGACGCAGCCCGACGCACUGGACGACUUCAUCUGCGAGGUCAACGCCAUGCACUGCCUGGACCACCAGAACCUGGUCCGCCUGUACGGGGUGGUCCUCACACAACCCAUGAAGAUGGUGACGGAGCUGGCCCCCCUGGGCUCCCUGCUGGAGCGUCUGCGGUGUGUGCGUUCCCAGGGCGCCGUGCUGGUCCACACCCUGUGCCAGUAUGCAGUGCAGGUGACAUGUGGCAUGGCCUACCUGGAGCAGAGGCGCUUCAUCCACCGGGACAUGGCAGCCAGGAACAUCCUGCUGGCGUCGGCCCACCUUGUGAAGAUCGGAGACUUCGGUCUGAUGCGGGUGCUGCCCACCGACCACGAGCAUUACGUCAUGCAGGAGCACCGCAAGGUGCCAUUCGCCUGGUGUGCCCCAGAGAGCCUGAAGACCAGGACCUUCUCCCAUGCUACUGACACCUGGAUGUUUGGGGUCACCCUGUGGGAGAUGUUCACCCACGGACAGGAGCCCUGGCUUGGGCUCAACGGCAGCCAGAUCCUCCACAAGGUGGACAAGGAGGGCGAGCGCCUUCCCCGGCCAGAAGACUGUCCCCCGGAUAUCUACCAGGUCAUGAGGCGGUGCUGGGCCCAGACGCCUGAAGACAGGCCCAGCUUCCUGGCCCUCAGGGAGUUCCUGCAGGAGAGCAUGCCAACAGACAUGUCCGCCCUCCAUGACUUUGAAGAGCAGGACAAGCUGCUGAUUCAAAUCGAUGAUGUCAUCACCGUCAUCGAAGGCAGGGCGGAGAACUUCUGGUGGCGGGGACAGAACCAGAGGACCCUGAAGCUGGGCCUGUUCCCGAGGCACGUGGUGACGGCGGUGUCCGGCCUGUCGGCCCGGUACAUCAGCCGCCCGCUGAAGAACAGCUUCAUCCACACGGGCCACGGCGACCACGACCCCCGUCGCGGCUGGGGCUUCCCCGACCGCAUCGACGAUUUGUAUCUUGGUAACCCCAUGGAUCCUCCUGAUACUCUUCUGGGUGUAGAGUUGCCCUCUCCCCGGCCCGCCCAGCUCCCCGGUCGGGCUAAAAAGCCGUGCUACGACUCCGUCCCCGAGGAUGAGGAUGCACCGCUGGGACGCACAGGGCGACUGUUGCUACGGAAACCGGCUUCCAUCAUGGGGCUCAAGCUCAAGCCGGCCGCCUGGGUCUUGGCCACCAGGCACACGUCGGGGGGGCGGGGCUCCGGCCCGGGCCACGCCCCUCACAGCGAGGUGUCGCUCAUUGACUUCGGGGAGGAGUUCUCUUCACCUUCCCCUGUCACGGAGAUCCCCGUCCCCUCAUUGGCCAAGCUGGCGUUGGACGUGGACCACCUGCUGGACCAGACCCCCCCCCAGGGCCCUUCCGGGCCCUUGCUGCGGCUCCUCCACCCCACGCCGUUGGUGGACUGGAACGCCCGACCGCUACCCCCGCCCCCUGAGUACGACCGCGUGGCGCAGGACGAGGACAUUGAGGUGAGCUCCUUCACCAGCGUGGAGCAGCAGUAUGCAGAGCCCCCGAGGGACGGCACUCCUCCCCGUGGGUUGGUGGAGGGGGAGACCCUCUGCCCCCCGGGCGUCAAUGCCCUGCGUCAAUGCCCUGUCAAUGCCCUGCCCCUCCCCCCGCCACCUGCCCCUUCCUCCUCCUCCGUGGCGGCGUCCCUCUUCCAGGAGCUCCAGAAGGAGGUUAUGAGGAGGCUCAGCGCCCCCCCCCCGGGAGCAGGGGGAGGAGCCUCUCCCUCCCGGACGCCGCUGGCUUCGUCUCAGGAGCCGGUCGAGACGCACAAGGUGGUGCCGUCGUUCACCGAGGACAGACCCCAGAUACCGCCCCGCGUCCCCAUCCCCCCGCGGCCGCUGAAGAGGGGCGACUACACGCCCUUCCGCUGGUCGGCUGACCACUCCCUGUCGCCGCCCCCCACCACCGCCUCAGUGGAGGACCUCUCAGGCCCGGAGACCAGGGGCAUACCGCCUCAGAUCCCCCCAAGGGAUCCUCUGUCACCGCCCGGCUCCAGGACCCCAAGCCCCAUGGGCCUGGGGCUGGGCUCCCCCCACCAAAGAGCCUUCUCAACCAGCCCCGGCACCCAGUCGGCUCCCAUCGCCUCCCCCUGCUCCUACCUCACAAGCUCCCUAGGGAAACUCAUGCCAACUACACACAGCUUCGCCUCAGACCCCAAGUAUACCGCGCCCAAGGUGAUCCAUGCCCAGCCGUACCCCAAGGACCUGGCCAGUAAGGGUCCCUGCAUCCUCCCCAUCGUCCGCGACGGCCUCAAGGUCAGCAGCACCCAUUACUACCUCCUGCCCGACCGGCCUCCGUACCUCGACCGCUACGACCGCUUCUUCCGGGAGGCCGAGAGUCUGUCCACCCACACCCCCCCUGGCGGUGGGGGUGCGGAGGACAGGCAGACGCGUCAGGCGAACACGGCCACCGUCAGACCCAUGGUGGUCAGCAGCCAGACCCUCGUCCAGGGUCUGGGCCAGGGCCAAGGUCUGGGCCAGAGCCAGACCCUCGUCCAGGGUCUGGGCCAGGGCCAAGGUCUGGGCCAGGGUCAGGGCCUUGGCCAGGGUCUGGGCCAGGGCCAAGGUCUGGGCCUGGGCCAGGAUCUGGGCCAGGGUCUGGGUCAGGGCCUUGGCCAGGGUCUGGGCCAGGGUCAGGGUCAGGGCCAGGGUCAGGGUCAGGGCCAGCUUGGUGACCUCAAGGCUAACCCCUCCUCCAACAACAACAGCAGCCUGGGCGGGGUCCGGGGUCCGGGGCUGAGGACCUCGUUGAGUCUGCCCAGGGUCUGUUCAGAAGGUUCUGAAGCCCCGGGAGCUCCCGAGGCUGAGACGAGCAGGGCUGAGACGGUCCACAUGGUGCAGCAGGCUGUGCACGGAGUGACCGUGGAGGAAUGCCAGACGGCCCUCCAGAACCAAGGCUGGAGCGUUCUCCAAGCCGUGCACUAUCUCAAGGUGGAGCAGUUGUUCUGCCUGGGUGUGGGGACCAGGGCAGAGUGCCUGAAGCUGCUGGAGGUCUGUGAGUGGAACCUGGAGCUGGCCAGCACCCAGCUGCUGGACAGCUGGGGCUCCACCAGGAGACAGAGGCGGUGAUGGAUAUCUGCUCACUUCCGCUCCUCUAGUAGGAUAUCAGCUUGUUGCCGUGGACACAGGGUCGGUCUGUGGGCUCCUCCCAUGUUUGACCCCGGGUUUGAAGCCUUAUCAUGGGGGAGGAAUGGACAGAAAUUGAGAAUCGCCUCAGCCCAAUUCAAUUUACUCUGCACAAAAUGAUGAGGACACCUGAUAAAUAAAAACGCUAGCAGAAAGGAAACAUCCACAACUGAAAGACAGAUAUAAAUCAUAUUGAUGUCUAUUCUCGCCCUAGUAAUGACCUUUGAGCUGCACUAA